Molecule: messenger RNA, 2210 nt
Organism: Asterias rubens (European starfish)
Lineage: Eukaryota; Metazoa; Echinodermata; Asteroidea; Forcipulatida; Asteriidae
Exons: 3
Coding region: 580-1872 (430 amino acids)
Source: RefSeq, a predicted model, not a curated record
UGCGUCUGAGAUCUCCAGUUCAGGCCAUUAUGUGUCGCUGGGUACACAUUUUUAUAAGAACUCAAAUGUAGAACUAUGAUGUGUUUGUUAAGACAAAUAAUGAUGUCAAUGCCUCAAGAACAACCUGGAAACGUGGACGCAAACGCCUAAUUAUUAUUUGAGAAGUGUUUCAGCUUUAAUUUAGCUCAAAAUUCGAGGCAUUAACAUUUGCAAAUAAACCACAAAAUGACACCGAAUUAAAAGAAGUCGAGAACAAACUGGAAACCGGGGAGCUUUCAAAACCCGUAGCUCGGCCCAGUAAGCUGCUUUCUGUGGUGAGUUGGAGAUUCUUCUCGGAAAAACCAAGAAGGCUCUACUAAAAAAAAUGGAUUUACAAGAAGUGUUCGAAACCAGCGCCGAGGCAGAAUAAUUAAUUGCUGAUCAGAAACAAUAGAUUAAGACGAUAGAAGACACCAGCAAAUCCGUCUGGGUAACGCGUACGAUUCAACACCUUGAACGCGGCGGCAAGAAGGAUCAAACGGCAGAGAUACAGAAGAAAGUUGUUAUCGCCGAAGUAGCUGCCCUCAAAACAUAGAAGAAAUGAAGCGACGGAAGAGGUCUCCGACAAGCCCAAGAUGGGUUUACUACAUGCCUAACUCUGCUGGCUCUGCUGAGCAUUCUCUUUUCAAGAUGGCUGCCGCUCCAAGAAUGGCGACCCCACCGAGUAGAAGUGCCACGUCUAACGCAAACAAAACGCUGGGAAAAGUAGACUAUCACGAGCGAGCGGAAUUUCCACAUGGCAUCCUCCCAACAAAAAAGGACAUCGUACAAAACAUGAUGUAUCUACUGAAUCCAAAACGAGCUGGCAAAGCCCAACGUUCUCGAUUUGACGCCUCACAUCUCCUGGCAGUACGUCUCCAAGAACAUUGGAACUGCUGUAAUAUCUACACUGUUCACGUCAAGCACAUACAGGAAACUAUUUUGGCGUUGUACGUGGAGUUCAUCUCUCUGUUUCGGACGAGGAAAGGCAGGAAGAACGAGCGAUUCAGUCAAGUCCUGGAAGACUUCAACAAGCAGGCGAAUCAGCUGUUUGAUGUUUUCUGCAUGGACGAAGCAGUCCGGAGAAACUGGGAAUUACUCUGCGGAUCAAACAUGACGGACUUGGAGUUUAAGUUCCUCGAGGAUCAGAGAUCCGAUAGAAAGAUGGUCAGAGUUGACUUUGUGGACAGAAAAUGGAUGAAAACUAUGGACCCGAAAAGGAAGGACUUGCUUGGCCUCGAGAACAGGCUCCAAGAUGCUGGAAGUCAGAUGAAUGUUAAUGGAGAUGCAAUAGCUGCGUCAACAAGCUCAACAAUUUCACAAGUAAGCAUGACUACCUGUAUAAGACCCAAAGGAAACCGUACAUUGGGAAAAGUAGACUACCACGAGCAAGCUGAAUUCCCACCAGGCAUCCUCCCAACUCAAAAGGACGUCAUACAGAAUAUGCUGUAUCUGCUGAGUCCGAAACGAGCCGGCAAAGCCCAACGAUCGAGAGAUGACGCCUCACAGCUUCUAGCAGAGCGACUUCAAGAGCAUUGGAAUUGCUGUAAUAUAUACACUGUCCACGUCAAGCAUAUUCAAGAAAACAUUUUGGCUGCGUACGUCAAAUUCAUGUCGCUCUGUCAGACCAGGACAGACAGACAGAACGAACGAUACUUUCGUAAUAUCGCAGAGUUUAACGAGCAGGCGGAGAAGCUGUUUGACGUCUUCUGCAGGGACGAAGCCGUCAAAAAUAAGAAGGAAAUAUUGUGCGGUCUGCCUAUGCCUAUGACUGAUAUGAUUGUAAAGUUUCUUCAGGAUCAGAGGUCAGACAGAAAGAUGGUCUGGGAACAUUUUGUUGUCAAAAAACGUUGAGAACAACGGAGAAACAUUUUGCCGAUUGUCAAAAUGCUUUGUGAAUAAUUGGUAGUGUUCUAGGCCAGAAAUGUGUAUUCUACUAGAUAGGUUAGGAUCGGACCAGUAGCCUCAUAAAUUGAACACCAUGUUUUCUUGUGGUGUCAUACUUUCAAGGUAUUACUGUAUAUGGCCUGAAGGCUGAUUCAUUCUUACUGUGACUGCAGGCGCACACCCAACAAUGCAUCAGAUAUAUAAGUUCAGACUUCGUAAAGAUCUGGUUGGCUCAGUGGUUUCUUUCCCUGCCUUUCACCUCUGUGGAUCGUGAUUCGAUUUUUAACCUUUUCAAUUUGAAUUCC